Penicillium chermesinum is the source of this 1785-nucleotide messenger RNA. Its product is annotated as SD08430p. Gene Ontology annotation, cellular component: membrane. The transcript is spliced from 2 exons. Gene Ontology annotation, molecular function: acetyl-CoA transmembrane transporter activity. NCBI's taxonomy places the organism in Eukaryota, Fungi, Ascomycota, Eurotiomycetes, Eurotiales, Aspergillaceae. The record is from RefSeq and is a predicted model, not a curated record. The annotation marks the transcript as partial.
AUGACACGCAAAAACGCUAGUCUCUCGAAGCGUCGCUCUAAACCGAGCUUGAAGGUUGCAACCGCCACCGGCCACAGCGGCCGCGAGAACGGCAAAAUGAACCACGGCAUUGAAAUGCGCAAACGCGACACCCCCUCUACCGAAUCCUCCGAAGAACGUACCGCUCGCCUCAUGUCUCGAAACAGCUUUACUCUUGAUGAGGACCCGGCACCCGUCACCCCGCAAACCCCCGGCAUGACGACGACAAGCUUCCAAAAUUUACCCCGAAGUGAUAAGCGGAAUUUCAUGCUCCUAUGCGUGCUAUAUUUUCUGCAAGGCGUACCGAUGGGAUUAGCCACCGGCUCUGUUCCUUUUUUGUUGAAGCCCUAUCUUUCAUACGGGCAAAUUGGCAUUUUCUCGCUCGCUUCAUACCCAUAUUCAUUAAAGCUGUUUUGGAGUCCCAUCGUGGACGCGGUAUGGAGCCAACGGUUUGGCCGUCGGAAGAGUUGGAUUACCCCCGUCCAGAUCAUUGCAGGCUUGGCUAUGAUCUACCUUGGGGGUCAUAUUGAGGAAAUGAUGGAGCAGGCCGGCGCGAACGGUGGGGCUGGCGUGUGGAACUUCACAUACUGGUGGUUCUUGUUAGUGUUCUUCUGCGCCACCCAAGAUAUCGCUGUUGACGGGUGGGCUAUCACUCUCAUGUCGCCUCCGAACAUCUCAUAUGCCUCUACUGCGCAAACGGUCGGCUUGACAGCCGGCCACUUCUUGUCCUACACCGUGUUCCUUGCGUUCAACUCGAAAGAUUUCGCCAACCGCUGGUUCCGAACUAUCCCCGGCGAGACCGGCCUCUUGUCUUUGAGUACCUACCUGACGAUCUGGGGCUGGACAUACCUCAUUGUUACCUUGGGAUUGGCUCUAUUGAAGAAAGAAGAUCGCACCAAAGAGCGAGAUAGCAUUAUGGACGUCUACAAGAGCAUGUGGAAUAUUUUGAAGUUGAAAAACAUUCAAACCAUCAUCAUCAUUCAUCUUAUUGCGAAGAUCGGAUUCCAGGCCAAUGAUGGGGUGACAAGCCUCAAAUUAUUGGAGAAGGGCUUUGGCCAGGACAACAUGGCCCUGGUCGUCCUCAUCGACUUCCCAUUCGAGAUCAUGUUGGGCUACUAUGCAGGAAAGUGGUCCACCGAGUACACGCCCAUCCGCCUUUGGGGAUGGGCAUUUGGUGGCCGGCUUGCCGCCGCAGUGCUUGCUCAAUUGACCGUGAUGAUCUACCCGAGUGGCUCAGAGGUUCCGCUUUGGUACCUGCUAACCGUCAUUUCCGAGCAUGUGAUAUCGACCUUCAUGAACACCGUGAUGUUUGUGUCCAUUUCGGCUUUCCAUGCGCGUAUCGCAGAUCCAGCUAUUGGCGGUACCUAUAUGACUCUCCUCGCAACCGUCUCCAACCUGGGCGGCACUUUCCCCCGCUUCUUUAUUCUGAAGCUCGUCGAUCUUUUCACCCAAGCGACCUGCAUUCCUCCCACUGUCGCUCCGCCAAGCGACCAGCUCAAAGACACUCUUGUCACCUCUCCUUUCUCUUGCGCCCUCGAACCCGAGAAGAACCGCUGCGUCAACGGCGGCGGCAUUUGCGAGAUUAGCCGCGAUGGCUACUACAUCACCAAUAUUCUCUGCGUCCUCGUUGGCACCAUCACAUUUGUAUGGUUUAUCAAACCUGCUGCGGAUAAGCUGCAGGCUCUGCCCUGCGUGCUUGGCGAUUGGCGUCAGGUGCUCAGCGAGACUAGUUCAGGUUCUGCGUGUCAAGCCUCCAUCGGUCUCGAC